AUGGCUGGGUCAGGUGGUAGUGAUCUUCGGGCUCCAAUAUUCAAUGAUGAUAACUAUGAAUUUUGGAAGAUCCGAAUGAGAACUAUCUUGAAGUCGCAUGGAAUCUGGGAUCUAGUUGAAAAGGGUCUUGGGAUUUCAGAAGCGAAAGGAAAGAAGGUUGAUGAAUAA
This is a messenger RNA of Prunus armeniaca (apricot), 168 nucleotides long. NCBI's taxonomy places the organism in Eukaryota, Viridiplantae, Streptophyta, Magnoliopsida, Rosales, Rosaceae. The record is from the annotation of a GenBank genome assembly.